AUGUCGAACAUUUUUACCAGAACGAGGAUAAUUAUAAAUAGUCGGGCGAUUUUCAAUAAACAUAAAGAAAUUGGACGAAAAUGUUUAUAUAAUACCCUAGAAUCGAGUGGACGAAAUGACUCGUUUAGUUCACAAAGAUUUGCCAAAGAACGAUUGCAAAACAAUCGAUCAUGGAGCCGUAGAAGUAGUGAAGACGAAAGAGUAGACUGGGAGAAUGAGGGUGAGGAUUACCGAAAAAAAAGCACCCGUAGCAACAGCGACGAUAGAUGGGGUCAAUUAUCAGUUCAAGGAGAUUUUGAGAGAGGAUAUGAAAGAAAAAAACGGGCCUGGGUAAAUAAUGAUUAUUCGAUGGAGGUUUAUCGUGACAACAGUCUCAAAUCAACUGAUAAAGACUCGGUUGGGAUGAUGAAUUCUGACUUUGGUGACGUGGGUAGCUCUUUGCCGCAAAAGGUAAAGAGGAAAAAGAAGGAGAAACCACCGCCGCCACCGAGCAUCGAAGUUCCAGGUUUCGUAAGAAUUUCAGGAGCUAGGCAGAAUAUGGUCGUUUACUUUGAAGAAUUAAGGCGUGAAAGUUCAAAAAGGAACAAGUUUCGAUCGUUGUUAAUACACGGAUGCAAACACAUUCAGAGUAUGAUCAAACAGGGAAUUGACAUCAAGAGUAUUGGAAUUACCACGGCAGAGGGUAUAAAGUCACUUGACGGACUCAUGGGUGGAUCUCGGGAGAUCUUCAAUAAUAAAGAAAAAUUUCCGGCAGAACGUUACUAUGUAACUGACCUAGAAUGGACGCGCAAGAUUUUGGGCAGCGGUGCCCGUGUGGAUGCACGUGAGGCAUGGGCCGAACUGCCAUUCCCAAAUAUUCCGUUUCCGUCAGAUAUAAAAAAGUUAUUGGUGUUGGAUCAUAUCGCAGAUCCGGUGGACAUGGGAAUGUUGAUACGCUCCGCCAAAGCUUUACGCUGGGAUGCUAGCUACUUGAUUGCCGGCACAGUUGACUUGUAUAAUGAGACAGUCAUUCGAACAUCACGAUGUGAAUCAGUGACGUGGCCAUCAAAAACCGGAUUCUGGCAUGACGCAUAUGAACUAGCGAAGGAACACAACCUAACCUUAGUGAUGGCCGACAUGUUACCUCGGGGAAAGGCGUUGGCAAAGAGUUCGACUGGACUUUGCUUUUGGGAUCCAAUGACAGAAGAGGUGAUCAAUGAAUUGCCAUCACGCAUAGCACUUAUACUUGGUAGCAAGCUGCACGGGGUCACUUAUCGAGACGUGAGGAGUGGCAUAAUGCGUGUUUCAAUCCCAAUGCAUGAUGGUGUAAGUUCAUUGAACGUUGGGAUGGCGGGCAAUAUUCUUAUGCACGAACUCAAUCGUCUGAUGGACACCGGUACUAAGGCCAUCGUUGAUACAAAUAAUUAG
This is a messenger RNA of Acaulospora colombiana, 1407 nucleotides long. The record is from the annotation of a GenBank genome assembly. Lineage: Eukaryota; Fungi; Glomeromycota; Glomeromycetes; Diversisporales; Acaulosporaceae.